AUGACAGACCCUUUCCGCCCCGGUUUGCAACCGGUCUCUCAACUCAAGGCUGGACCGACAACGUCCAGCUCCAGGUGUACCGCAUUACCUUCCCCGAUCCAACCGCCCUUUACACGUCCCUCAUCUCGACUUAGAACAUCAAGGGCCUCUCAGCGAGAGGAAUUAUUAGAUGCUGGGGGCGAAAAAGCCACUCUUGCGCUGAUUCGACGCGUGCUCUGUCCGCAAGCAAGCCAUGGCGCCUCUCCGCAGCCUCCGGAAGAGCUGUUACCUCCCCUCACGACCUCCAAUGACGUUGACCGUCAACUUUACGCGAUUUUAGCCAUUAUAAUGAAGGAGUUUGUCUACUCGUGGUACUCGAAGAUCACACCUGAUCAGACAUUCGUGAAUGAGGUGCUACACGUCAUUGCACAUUGCACCCGUGCUUUGGAACAGAGAAUCCGGAAAAUCGACGCUGCACAGUUGAUCCUGGAUGAGAUUCCAGCGCUCGUGGAAGCACAUUUUAUUUCCUACAGAUUAGCCAAGCAACAGUCACAUCUAUCUGGCUUGCCAACUUCACAUAGAGCACUCUACCAUGAGCUGAACCCCCAUCCUGGGUUAACACCAGUUCCCGAUUUUGCAGAUCCUGAUACAAUCACCGCACAGUCUGAGAAUGAGGCUGUGUAUCGCCAGCUACUAGUCCAUGGCACUUUGGCGAUUUUGUUACCCACAGAAGAUCUGGAAAAUGGCAGUCUUCGCACACUAGUCGGAGACAUCCUGGCAGACUUGAUCCUGGGCAAAGCAGUGGGGGACAGAAUAUGUGAAGGAGUGUUCCUCUAUGAAGUCAUCACUAAGCUCACCGAGACAAUGAGACAUCGUAAAAGCCCCGAGAAAGAAGGCUCCAAGAGCAAUGUUUCCACUAAUCGACUAGAGAAAUUUGGUCUGCUUUCGACCAACGAGCCUGCCAACCCGCAAUCAGCCAGCCAAUCCCAGGCCACAGUCUGGCUAUGGAACGUUCUUCAAAGCAUCUAUGUUGGUUACGUUGCCUUGUGUUUCAUUGUGACGGGUCUGUUCCGCGUCGCGUCGAAUCCAGGGCCAGAAUCCUCGCACAGAGCCGGUGUUUCAUUUCCCUCUGCAACGCCAGUGUCCCCAAAAGAGGACAUCGAGUCCUUACUGUCAAACAAUAUCACCAAUAAGCGCCCGGUUCUCGACUAUCGAGCGAUUUCAAUGGUUUCGCAGUUACUUAAAAUGUCCCAAAGAAUGCCGUGGCUUUCCGGGCUCGUUUCCCUUAUUCAGCACCUGAUCCUAGCGGGACCAGGUCGGAUUGGUGACACGGACGGAGUCAUUGACAGAUUCCUCCGGGAAACCAUUGACGAAUACGUCCUGCCCCCCACUUUGUUGCCCAACCUUCUUCUCGCAACGAGGACCGCUCUUUUCCCGGCCAAUGCCCGUCCAGUAUUUCCAGCGGUGGCCGCUGCGAGUAGUACUGGUGCCCCGGCUUCGACUCCACAGGUGUCCGUGCCCGCCCUAACGCCUAGCGUGAAAGCUCUCACCACGGUUCCAGCUCCUCAGAUACCCAUUACAGAAAGAGCCACAGCUCCUGCGUCGGUGACUGGUACCGAGGCAGUUGGUAAAGGUAGUACCGGCAGUAGCAGCAACCAUGUUACUAGUGUGAACAACGUUGGUACUCCCAGUAGCGGUGGCGUCAAUGAUCAGCUGCUCGCAGCAGUAUCAGGAUCUACUCCAUCGACGGCAGAGGCGACCUCUACAAACUCACCAACCGGAUCGGAGAUAAAAACUUCGCCCUCUGAAACGGAGAUCGCCGCUACCAAGCGGCGAUGUGCAGCUAGUCUCCUGGCUUUCAUUCCGCGCAAUGUCGCACGAACUUACUUCGGCGUUCCGGCUCCCAGACGUGAUCGUACCUGCGGCGCCACCACUGGGAGUUCGUCCUCCCUGACCACCCCUCCGUCCCCACCCGUAUCGGCCGACGAGUGCGGUGGGGACCAGACCCGAUCGUCGUCCCGGUCGAAGCGAACGUCACCGCUCCCAAACGACCCAGCGUCUACCCUGUCAGAGCCAAGUGGCGAUUCAAUUGCCGCUGGCAAAUCCCGCACAGACAUGGAUGACGAGGUCGAGAUGACACUGGAAGACUUGCUCCUCUUACAGUCCAUCGAGACAGAUCUACUGGAUCCUUUCUCAGAUGACUACUGUAACAAACAUCUCGUCUAUGCCAUCAUCGAGACUGUCUUAGCUAAGAUCCUCCCGGAACUAGCUGAGAGCAGUGUCGGUGAUCUAAUGGAGAGACGCGGCAUUGUCCCCGUGCCCGUUGGGUUCUAA
This is a messenger RNA of Penicillium odoratum, 2313 nucleotides long. RefSeq names its product PXA domain-containing protein. The transcript has 3 exons. NCBI's taxonomy places the organism in Eukaryota, Fungi, Ascomycota, Eurotiomycetes, Eurotiales, Aspergillaceae. Gene Ontology annotation, molecular function: phosphatidylinositol binding. Gene Ontology annotation, cellular component: extrinsic component of endosome membrane; late endosome; early endosome. Gene Ontology annotation, biological process: protein targeting to lysosome; endosome to lysosome transport; early endosome to late endosome transport. The record is from RefSeq and is a predicted model, not a curated record. The coding region runs from base 1 to 2313 and encodes 770 amino acids.